AUGUCAACGACGACAACUACAACAACCCUCCUAACAAAAUGCAACCCCCUCGCCCCACAACUCACAGAAACCGUCCACACCUACCUAGACAAAACCUGGUCCUUCUCCAGCGCAAACUACAAGUCCGCGUUCUUCGAAAUGGACUUCCCCCGCCUCCUCGCUCUCUUCUGUCCCGAGGGACCACUGGAUAGACUCGAGAGCGCGGCGCUGUUUGUGUGUUUAACUGGGAUUCUGGACGAUGCAUUCAGCCAAAUGUCUAUCCCCGCGUCCCGCGAAAUAGGGGCGAAACUGCUCCAUAUCAUGCAGGGGACCGCGAGUGCAGAUCUAUCGAAUCCACUAGAGAAGAUCCUGAUGAAAAUAAUCAACGAUAUGAAGACCCAGAACGAGGAGCUCGCGAACGACGUCCUUAAAGGAGCCAUUGCGCUGUUCCAUGCGCAGACCAGUAAGGCGCGGCUGGAGGUUGCGCAGCUUGAUGAGUAUUUUGGGUUUAGAUAUGGGGAUGUGGGUGGGGAGUUUUUUACAGCGUUGAUACGCUUUGUAGAUAACAUCGUUCUCACAGGUUCUGAGAGGGAUGAUUUCCAGUAUCUGGAAAGGACUGUCGUCAGGCAUAUGAUUAUUGCAAAUGACAUCUUGUCCUGGGAAAAGGAGCUUAAGGAGGCCGCUGAAAGUAAUCAGGAAGGCGCGGAGCUUUGUUCGGCUAUUCCCAUCCUGACGAGGAAUCUGGGGAUAGGGUUUGAGGGCGCGAAGAGGGUGCUUUGGGUGACGGCAAGAGAGUUGGAGGGCGAGAUGGAAGGGUUGGUUGAGGGUUUGGAACUCUCGCCUCAAGGGGAGAGGUACGUUCAGGCCUUGAAAUAUAUGGCAAGUGGAAAUGAGCAGUGGUCCGGCACAACAAGCCGGUAUAAGAUUUAUUAA
This is a messenger RNA of Aspergillus puulaauensis, 912 nucleotides long. RefSeq lists its product as uncharacterized. The transcript has 3 exons. The record is from RefSeq and is a predicted model, not a curated record. The coding region runs from base 1 to 912 and encodes 303 amino acids. NCBI's taxonomy places the organism in Eukaryota, Fungi, Ascomycota, Eurotiomycetes, Eurotiales, Aspergillaceae.